Loa loa (African eye worm) is the source of this 1273-nucleotide messenger RNA. Its product is annotated as SNARE domain-containing protein. Gene Ontology annotation, biological process: vesicle fusion; intracellular protein transport; exocytosis. Gene Ontology annotation, cellular component: plasma membrane; SNARE complex; endomembrane system. The transcript has 9 exons. Gene Ontology annotation, molecular function: SNARE binding; SNAP receptor activity. The coding region runs from base 279 to 1163 and encodes 294 amino acids. The record is from RefSeq and is a predicted model, not a curated record. NCBI's taxonomy places the organism in Eukaryota, Metazoa, Nematoda, Chromadorea, Rhabditida, Onchocercidae.
CCGGAUUUCCCUCUCACUGCUUGUGUCUUUCAUACGGAAAUCGCAGAUGUUAUCAGUCAGUGAAGGCGUGUAACGUAUUAUUUCUAAAUUUUCUGGAAGAGUUUCGCGGAAUAGUCCGAAUUACUCUAUUCAGCAUUUGCCAUUUAUAUCUUGACUAAUGGUUAUCAAUGUGAAAAUCUUGUCAGUGCUACUUAUGGUACUAUCAGAUACAAAUAAUUGGAUUGAUAUCAUUAUUGAUGUUAUUAAAGAUUGAGUUUAAUUGAUUUGGGAUAUCAAGUAUGAAAGACAGACUGUCCGAUUUGCAGCAGAGCGCUAAGAAAGAAAUAUCGUUGUCGGCUUUGGUGGAACGACUGGACGAGGAAUGGACAGAUGCAUCCGAGAAAAUGAAUUUGUUAAAUAAAGCUAGUAGCAGCAAAGUCGACACGUUUCUAACGCAUGUGGAUGGGUUGGUAAAUGAUUUGAAUGGAAUGGAAACUUUACUGGAUGAAAUAAAAGAUUGGCAUUGGAAAAUCAUUGUGGAACCAGGAGAUCAUCCUGAAAUGAAUGCGCAAUUAGAUGGUGCAAUAGCUUCUUACACGGCAAUGCUUUAUAAAACCCAGGCUGCUCUCAAAAGUUUAAAUGCUGAAGUUGAGCGGCAGUUCGAUAAAGCGACCGAUGAAACUGCUCAAACCGUCGAAACACGGAUUAGAAGAAAUCAGCUAAUGACGCUGACGAAAAGGCUGCAGGGUCUACUGAUCGCUUUCAAUGAUGAGCAACUUACAUACAAAGAUAAAUGCAAACGGAAAAUCCAGUCGUACUUGAAAAUUUCUGACAACGUAGUGAACGAAGAAGAUCUUGAAGCGAUCAUCGAAAAAGGAACUUUAUUUGAGCACACAAAAGUGCUGAUGUUGGCGGAACAAGAUAAGAAAGCUCUGUAUGAUGAAGUAAAGACGCGUCGUGAGGAUAUUGUGAAAUUAGAAAGCAGUAUAAGGGAGUUACAUGGCCUAUUUGUCGAAUUAGCUACUCUCAUCCAGAGCCAGAGUGAACUGCUAAAUAACAUAGAGCGAAAUGUUGAAAGUGCUGUGGAAUAUGCUCAGAAAGCCCACACGAACAUGAUCAAAGCUAAAAAUAUGAGGGCAAGUAUCCGUAAGGUUGUCCUUUUUGUAAUUGCUACAGCUUUUUAGAUUUUAGAUCUGAAUAUUCUUAGUCGUAUUUGACAGAAAAUCGAGAUUUUAUUCGCUUUUUGCUUAUUUCGAUUCCAAAGUGGAUAUUCCUACUUCAUUGUUUCAGAAAA